Messenger RNA from Hibiscus syriacus, 584 nucleotides. Its product is annotated as dehydration-responsive element-binding protein 3-like. The record is from RefSeq and is a predicted model, not a curated record. Gene Ontology annotation, biological process: regulation of DNA-templated transcription. The coding region runs from base 39 to 584 and encodes 181 amino acids. Lineage: Eukaryota; Viridiplantae; Streptophyta; Magnoliopsida; Malvales; Malvaceae. The transcript has a single exon. Gene Ontology annotation, molecular function: DNA binding; DNA-binding transcription factor activity.
CUCACUUUUGCAUUUGGAUCACUCUAUCUUGAGCACAAAUGACACAAACAAGCCUUUGUUUAUCGUCAUCAAAUGUGGAGAGUUGCAGCAGCCAUAAUCAUAAUAACACCAAAGGUAAAAGAUCGUCAACAAGAAGAGAUUCAAGCAGCAAACACCCAGUUUACAGAGGGGUGAGGAUGAGGAGUUGGGGCAAGUGGGUGUCGGAAAUCCGGGAGCCCCGCAAGAAAUCUCGCAUUUGGCUGGGCACCUUCGCUACGCCGGAAAUGGCGGCGCGUGCUCACGACGUAGCCGCUUUGACCAUCAAAGGGCACUCCGCCAUUCUCAACUUCCCGGAACUGGUGGAUUUGCUUCCCCGACCGGUUUCUUUAAUGCCUCGAGACAUUCAGGUUGCCGCCGCUGAAGCUGCUUCCAUGGUCAAUUUCAAUACUUGUUCCGAGUCCAAUGGGUCGGAAGAAGCAGAAGAGCUGAGUGAAAUCGUUCGGUUACCCAACAUAGAAGGGAAUUUCGAGUCACAAAGCGAGUUUAUACUAGUUGACUCGGUUGAUGGGUGGGUUUAUCCUCCACAAGAUGAGAUAUGGAUUUGA